Molecule: messenger RNA, 486 nt
Organism: Anastrepha ludens (Mexican fruit fly)
Lineage: Eukaryota; Metazoa; Arthropoda; Insecta; Diptera; Tephritidae
Exons: 2
Coding region: 1-390 (129 amino acids)
Source: RefSeq, a predicted model, not a curated record
AUGUUUAUAGACUCAUACAAAGUUUCCGACAUUAAUGAGGUUUUCAAUCGAAAAAAAUUGAGAAACUUUGAUGCUAGCAGUUUACCACCUUGUGAAAAUGAGCUACUACAGCAUUUUUUACGAGCUAAUUAUAUUUGUACGAUUUGGAACAAUGCUCACUUAAGAAAACCUACUUCACAUAAACCUGAAAAUAAUGGCUGGGUACUGGAAAAUGAUCAAUACCAUUUUAAAUGGUUUGAAGGAGAUCAGCUACCUACUUAUGUCAGGGAUUCUCUACAAACUUUGUCAGAAGCUGAUGAAGACGAUGACAUUCAUGAGGACAAAUCCGCAGAAUGGAGUAGCGGUGAUGAAGAUAAUCGAGAUACCGACGAGGACGAUGAAGUUGAUUAAAUAUUUUUUUUGAUUUAAUAAUAAUGUUUGACACAUUAUAUUUUUACUUUGUAUUGUAAUGGCUAUAAUUAUAAAUAUAAUUGAAAUCUUUUUCGA